Ectocarpus sp. CCAP 1310/34 is the source of this 3804-nucleotide messenger RNA. The record is from the annotation of a GenBank genome assembly. Lineage: Eukaryota; Phaeophyceae; Ectocarpales; Ectocarpaceae.
UAGCAAUCAGCGCCGCACCAAAAAAGCCCGUUUUGCCUCUCGACUGUCUCUGUCUCUGUCUUAUCUCUUUCUCUCUCCCUCUCUAUCUUUGCUUCUUCUCUCUCUCUCUCUCUACGCCCCCGUCUCUUUCUCCGUAUGUAGUGAAGGCGGAACCUCACUGCGGCGGCACAGAGGUUGCGAGAUCAAAGCGAAUAUGGCCGUUGCAAGCCCUACAGCCGACGACACGGUCGACUGCGACUUUCUUAUCGUGGGCGCAGGCUCGAGCGGGUGCGUGCUGGCUUCCAGGCUUGUGCGGGCAGGCCUCAAGGUCCUGCUCGUCGAGAAGGGCCCGGCUGACGCCUCGACCCUCGCCAAGGUGGUCGGCCGGCCGUCGGGCUGGGUGCACCAGGCCUCGAGCGGGAAGGGUCUCUCGGAGGCCUUUAAUACCGUGCCCCAGGCCGGCCUCGGCUACCGCGAACUUCCCGCGUACAACGGCGUCGGGGGCGGAGGCUCGAGCAACGUCAACGCUGGUUUAUACCAACGAGGAAGGGAGGAGGACUACGAAAAGCACUGGCCCUGGGAACUCAAGGACAUCGAGGCGAGCUUCAAGUCCAUCGAGGCCGAGCUCACCCUGGAGGAGCUCCCGACCACCGGCACGGUCGCCCCGUCGUGCGCCCGCAUGCUCGAAGAGGUGGGGUUCAAGAGCCCCCCCCGGCCGUUGUCCUCACGCAGCGAGGACGGUUACACCGAGCCGACCUGGACCAGGCUAGGCCUCGGCGGUUGCCCGAUGAAGCGCACCACGACCAGGGGUGGGGAGAGGCAGACGGCCUGGUCGGCCUUCGUCCGCCCCGUGACGACGAUGCCCAACCUCAAGAUCAAGGACGACGCCGCGGUGUCCCGCGUCAUCAUCGAUGGCGGGCGCGCGGUUGGGGUAGAGGUUGUAGAGUCCGCGCCGGGGUGGCGGUGGUUGGGGGGGGGGCGGCGGCGGACGCGGGUGCGGCAGCUGCGGCUGGCGAAGGACCGCGCGGAGAUCGUCAUUUGCUGCGGGGCGUUCAGGUCUCCGAAGCUCCUCAUGCUCUCCGGCGUGGGGCCUAGGAGGCACCUGGAGGAGAAGGGGGUGCCGGUCGUGGUCGACAUGCCUCAUGUUGGCGAAAACCUCCAGGACCACCUGGUUCUCCCCACUUUGAACAUUAGCAAGACGCGAAUGACAGAGGCCGACUACACGGAAGACUCCUUCCACAGCGCGACCUACUUCUCCUGUGCGCUUCCCCAGGAGGUAGCAGCACCCGCCGGACCACCUUCUGCUGCCACCGCCACCACCGCCGCUGGUUCUUCCUCCUCCCGGACGGAGACCCCCUCCCCGGGUGAUGCCGUCGUAGGCGUGCUCCACGGGGACGGCUCUUUCCUCGUGCGGAACCUCAGCGGCCUGAUCACCAUGCUCUUCGUGCGGCCGGGGCUGCUCGGCGCCGUGGGGCGCGGCGUGGUACUGGCGGUGAUCUGGGUGGCAACCUGGCUCACUCCGCUGACGCGAAUCCUCCGAGGCACCCGCUGCAACCUGAUGCUCGUCACUACCGUCAAGAGCAAGGGAACGGUGCGCCUAGCGUCCGGGACGGACGCCGAGGCGCCGCCUGUGAUCGACCCGGGGUACUUCUCGCACCCGCAGGACCGACGGGCCAUGUUAGAGUGCUGGCGCACGAUCCGCCGGGCCAAGAGGGAGACGACCACCGGCAAGGCUGUUUUUGGCUUCGAGAUCCUGCCCGGAAGAAAGUUCAACAACUGCGACGACGACGAGAGCUUCUUGAAGUUCGCCAGAGAGUGCUGCCUGCCCUACUUCCACCCGGUGGGCACCUGCCGGAUGGGACGAGAGGUUCAAGACUCGGUGGUCUCCGCCGACGACCUCAGAGUCCACGGGAUUUCUGGUUUGAGGGUAGCCGACGCCUCGGUGGCGCCGCACAUCCCGGCCACUCCGACGCAGGCGAUGUGCAUGAUGAUCGGAGAUCGGGCGGCCGCGAUCGCCCUCAGAGACAGGUUCGCCAAGGAACAGGUCAAGGCGCGAAUGAUCGAAACCGCGAGUAGCUCCAUCAACUAGUGCUGGACUGCCUUUGCGUGUGGGCGCAAGAGGAUCGGUCGGUCAAGCGGGCAUCCCUGCCUGGCUGAUCAAGUCGUCGGUCUCAACAUAUCAUAAUUUGAGACCUGCACCUGUUUUCGUUUUACCAUCGAGUGCAGUUCACUGGCUUGUAGAGUGUUGGAAUAACAUUCCGGCUGGUUUGUGGAGCUUGGGUUUUGCUUGGAGCCAAAACCGUGGUGUGGGUGGAACCUUCACCGAUGGAGUUGGUUGGGGGCCUAGAUGGAUUUGACGCGCGAAUUUCCGCUUGGCCUCGUCCUUGACUUACUCGUUAAACUGGCUUUAGGAAGGAACUAAAGUCACCCUUCUUCUGCUCAGAAACGCUCAAGACAAGAUCUCGCGAGCGUGAUAGUGAAGUGCUGUACGCUCGCGGACACCAAAAACAACUUCGAUCUUCAGCGCUAAGGGGUCGGAGAGAACCAGGGUCGCAAAGCCGAAAACGAAAAUAAUACUGUUGUUGGAUGACGUCACAGCCUACCUACGCACAUCGAGGACAUAUCUCGGAUUUUCAUUGUUUAGGUCUACUGCUCCAAAAGCGAUAUUACGGCACAGAGGAAUGCAUACGGAUUUGCACACGUCCGGCGCAUAUCCGAUAGAGGGCAUGUCGUUUCACAACCCAGCCACAUAACGUCUCAGGAACGAAACUACACAACGUUGACCGAACCUACCUUGCAUUGCUUCUCUUCACACGUUGCCUAAUGUUUUGCAGGGGGUGGGGCGUUUGGACGCCUCACAUACGCGGGUGACGGGUUGUUUUACCCUAGAAACAAGUCCUGCAGUUGCGAAAUCGCGUCAACUGGUACGUCCAACUCCUGAACUACCCGAACCCUCCCACCGCGCAGACGUACAUGGUUGGAUGGUAUUGCUACCAGGACCUUUAUGUACACGCGUGGUUAAGCGCUUAGGAGGGACCGGGCUCCGAUGCAGGCACCCAACGACUACACACACGGCAGGAGCCUCCUUGUGAAUGCCUGGCACUAGGUUGCGAAGGUGGCCAUGGACCAAUCCUCUUCGUUCUAGCCUACCGCCUUCUGCUACGAAUACAUGGAGUGAAGACAGACUUUGGCGGACGCUAACGACAGGCCACCGAUAUGAAACCCCCCUGAACACAGUAAUAGCAAACACGGCACUUCACUGAGAGACAUCAUGAGAGAUGGCAUGCCGCGGGUUCGGCAAACACACAGAAGUGAAACCGUCGCUGAUAUUCAAACAGAACAACACGGGUACAUACGCGGCAUGGCAAGCGAGGAUAGAUUUCGGCGCCAACGUUACGACCCAGAAAGGUAUACGGCAUGCGCUUCCACUCCCCCAAAACCAAUGAAAACAAUAGUCUCGGAACCUUUAACCUUCCCAUCAAUACAUCAUCAGGUGGCGCAAGGUGGUCGGGAGAGACUAGGCUCCUCGAAAACACGCCAGGCGAUCCUAUUACCAGGAGGCCAACGACCUGACACGCGCUGGUUAGAGCGCCAAUUUUGAUAACCCCAACAACGCCUUCCCCCGGUUGGUGGAGCACGCAGCAAAAACAAAAAACUUUAGGACACAAAAAGAAGCACAACACUGCUGCUGUCAACCUCAAGCCAAUUAACGCAUCGUGGUUGCUUUUCGAUGUUGCAUCUAUCCUGUUGGGCAAACAACAACGUUGUCCAGAGACAAAAGAAAGGGUCCCCGUAGGCGGGGACACCCCCCCCCCCCCCCCCCCC